Messenger RNA from Sardina pilchardus (European sardine), 10502 nucleotides. RefSeq names its product neurofibromin. The transcript is spliced from 58 exons. NCBI's taxonomy places the organism in Eukaryota, Metazoa, Chordata, Actinopteri, Clupeiformes, Clupeidae. Gene Ontology annotation, biological process: regulation of GTPase activity. The coding region runs from base 167 to 8530 and encodes 2787 amino acids. The record is from RefSeq and is a predicted model, not a curated record.
GCGGCGUGGUGGUGUUUCUGAUUGAGAAACGGGAGAAUAACAAACCACCCCCACCUCUCGGUGCUUUUAUUAGCAAUCAAGGAUUUAUCAUUCGCAAUUGAGAAGAAAAAAACAUAAUUCGUUGGGGGAUUACAAGAAGCCUGUCGCGGCAGCGUCUUGGCCCGCGAUGGCUGCGCACAAACCCGUAGAAUGGGUUCAGGCCGUAAUUAAUAGAUUUGACGAUCAGCUUCCCGUCAAAGUGGGGCAACAAAACACCCACACCAAAGUCAGCACCGAGCACAAUAAGGAGUGCCUCAUCAAUAUCUCCAAGUACAAGUUCUCCCUGGUCAUCAGCGGACUGACCAACAUCCUGAAGAAUGUCAACAACAUGCGGAUAUUCGGGGAGGCAGCGGAGAAGAACCUGUAUCUCUCUCAGCUCAUCAUCCUUGACACUCUGGAGAAGUGUCUCGCGGGGCAACCGAAGGACAGCAUGCGUCUGGACGAGACGAUGCUGGUGAAGCAGCUGCUGCCGGAGAUCUGCCACUUCAUCCACACGUACCGCGAGGGCCACCAGUACGCCGCCCAGCUGCGCGCCUCCGCCUCCGGAGUGCUCUUCUCCCUCAGCUGCAACAACUUCAACGCCGUCUUCAGCCGCAUCUCCACACGGUUACAGGAGCUCACCGUCUGCUCUGAGGACACGGUGGACGUCCACGACAUCGAGCUCAUCCAGUACAUCAACGUGGACUGUGCCAAGCUCAAGAGGCUGCUGCAAGAGACCGUGUUCAAGUUCAAAGCCCUCAAGAAGCCGGCACAGCUGAGUGUCAUUAACAGUCUGGAAAAGGCAUUUUGGAAUUGGGUGGAGAACUACCCAGAUGAGUUCACCAUGCUGUACCAGAGGCCACAGGCAGACAUGGCAGAAUGUGCGGAGAAGCUGUUUGACUUGGUGGACAGUUUCGCGGAGAGUGCCAAGAGGAAGGCCGCCGUGUGGCCACUCCAGAUCAUCCUCCUCAUCCUCUGUCCAGACAUCACCCAGGAGCUCUGCCGCGAAACGGUGGACGACAGCAAAGCAAACAAGAAGCACUUUGUGGAUAACCUGCGUAAGGCGCUUGCUGGCCACGGGGGCAGUAAACAGCUGACGGAGAGUGCAGCUAUCGCCUGCGUGAAGCUGUGCAAGGCCUCCACCUACAUCAACUGGGAGGACCACUCCAACAUCUUCCUUCUGGUGCAGUCCAUCGUGGUGGACCUCAAGGCCUUGCUGUUCAACCCCACCAAGCCCUUCUCCAGGGGGGCGGGCAGUCAGAGUGCAGACGUGGAGCUGAUGAUCGACUGCUUUGUGUCCUGCUUCCGCAUCAACCCCCACAACAACCAGCACUUUAAGGUGUGCCUGGCCUCGUCCUCUCCUUCCACCUUCCACUUUGUGCUGGUCCACUCCCUGCACAGGAUCAUCACCAACUCUCCGCUGGACUGGUGGCCGAAGAUCGACGCGGUGUACUGUUACUCGGGCGAGCUGCGCACCAUGUUCGCCGAGACUCUGGGCCGAGUCACACAGACCUGCUCCAGCACCACACACGCCCCGCUGAAACUCACCUCGAGCCUGACGUUCAAGGAGAAGAUGACGAGCCUGAAACUGAGGGAGAAGACCACGGACCUGGACACCAGGAGCCACAACCUGCUGCUGGCGCUGGUCAAGCUCAUCCACGCUGACCCCAAGCUCAUGCUGCAUAACCCUGGGAAGCAGGGAGCGGACAUCCAGAGCAGCACUGCUGAGCUGAUCACGGGCCUGGUGCAGCUGGUGCCUCUGCCCAGCAUGGGAGACAUCUCUCCAGAGGCCAUGGAGGCUCUGUUAGUUCUGCACCAACCAGAGACCAUUGAGCUAUGGAACCCAGAUGCCCCCAUAGAAACCUUCUGGGAUAUCAGUUCCCAGGUUUUGUUUUUCAUCUGCAAGAAGCUGAUUGGCCAUCAGAUGAUGAACAACACAGAGAUCCUCAAGUGGCUGAGGGAGAUCCUCAUCUGCAGGAACAAAUUCCUCCUCAGGAACAAAGAGCGUGCGACGGCGGGCAGUGGGAUCCCCAUCUGCCGGCAUGCCCAGACGGUGCUGGAGGUGGGCCUGUACAUGUUCCUGUGGAGCCCCGACAUGGAGGCCGUGCUGGUGGCCAUGUCCUGCUUCCGCCACCUGUGCGAGGAGGCCGAGAUCCGCUGCGGCGUGGACGAGGUGCCCGUCCAGACCAUCCUGCCCAACUACAACACCUUCAUGGAGUUCGCCUCCGUCAGCAACAUGAUGGCCACAGGCCGGUCAGCACUGCAGAAGAGAGUGAUGGCGUUGCUGAGAAGGAUAGAUCACCCGACAGCUGGAAACAUCGAGGCCUGGGAAGACACCUACAGGAAAUGGGAGCAUGCCACCAAACUGCUCCUGAAUCACCCAAAAUCUAAGCUAGAGGAUGGCCAUACUCCGUUCUUCCAGGAGUGGAUCAACAUGACGGGCUUCCUGUGCGCUCUGGGCGGCGUGUGUCUGCAGCAGCGGACGCCUCCGCUCCUGGGCACCUACAGCCCGCCCAUGGGGCCUCUGUCGGAGCGCAAGGGCUCCAUGGUGUCCAUGGGCUCGUCCUGCGACGGCGCGGCCGAGACGCCGCUCAGCAAGUUCCUGGAGCGCCUGCUGUCGCUGAUGGUGUGCAACCACGAGAAGGGCCUGCAGAUCCGCACCAACGUCAAGGACCUGGUGGGGCUGGAGCUCAGCCCCGUGCUCUACCCCAUGCUCUUCAACAAGCUCAAGAACAGCAUCAGCCGCUUCUUUGACACGCAGGGGCGCGUUCCCAUAAAUGACACCAACACCCAGUUUGUGGAGCAGACCAUUGCCAUCAUGAAGAACCUGCUGGACAACCACACAGAGGGCAGCUCGGAGCACCUCGGCGUGGCCAGCAUCGAGACCAUGAUGCUCAACCUGGUCCGGUACGUGCGUAUCCUGGGCAACAUGGUCCAUGCCAUCCAGAUCAAGACCAGGCUGUGCCAGCUGGUCGAGGUGAUGAUGGAGAGGAGGGACGACUUGUCCUUCUGCCAGGAGAUGAAGUUCAGGAAUAAGAUGGUGGAGUACCUCACUGAUUGGGUCAUGGGCACCUCAAACCAGGCGGCCGACGAUGACAUCAAAUGCCUGACGAGGGACCUGGACCAGGCCAGCAUGGAGGCGGUGGUGUCCCUGCUCGCAGGACUCCCUCUCCAGCCGGAGGAGGGCGACGGAGUGGAGCUCAUGGAGGCCAAGUCUCAGCUGUUCCUCAAGUACUUCACACUGUUCAUGAACCUGCUGAACGACUGCAGUGAGGUGGAGGACGACGGGCAGCAGGUGGCGGGCAGGAAGAGGGGCAUGUCCCGCCGCCUGGCGUCGCUCCGCCACUGCACCAUCCUCGCCAUGUCCAACCUGCUCAACGCCAACGUGGACAGCGGACUCAUGCACUCCAUUGGGCUGGGCUACCACAAGGACUUGCAGACCCGUGCCACCUUCAUGGAGGUGCUCACCAAGAUCCUGCAGCAGGGCACGGAGUUCGACACGCUGGCGGAGACGGUGCUGGCUGACCGCUUCGAGCGGCUCGUGGAGCUCGUCACCAUGAUGGGCGACCAGGGCGAGCUGCCCAUCGCCAUGGCGCUGGCCAAUGUGGUUCCGUGCUCCCAGUGGGAUGAGCUGGCCCGCGUCCUGGUGACCCUGUUUGACUCGCGGCACCUCCUGUACCAGCUGCUGUGGAACAUGUUCUCCAAAGAGGUGGAGCUGGCCGACUCCAUGCAGACGCUCUUCAGGGGCAACAGCCUGGCCAGCAAGAUCAUGACCUUCUGCUUCAAGGUGUACGGCGCCACCUAUCUGCAGAAACUUCUAGAACCUCUGCUCAGGUCGGUCAUCACGGCCCCUGAGUGGCAGAUGAUCAGUUUUGAGGUGGAUCCCACCAGGCUGGAGGCGGGCGAGAUUCUGGAGGAGAAUCAGAGGAACCUGCGGCAGAUGACCCAGCGCUUCUUCCAGGCCAUUGUCAGCUCCUCCACGGAGUUCCCCCCGCAGCUGCGCAGCGUCUGCCACUGCCUCUUUCAGGCAACUUGCCAUUCUCUCAAGAGCAAAGCCACACUAAAAGACAAAAAAGAGAGCAAAAAAUCAGUGGUAAGCCAGCGGUUUCCCCAGAACAGUAUCGGGGCAGUGGGCAGUGCCAUGUUCCUGCGCUUCAUCAACCCUGCCAUCGUGUCACCCUACGAGGCGGGCAUCCUGGACAAGAAGCCCCCGUCCAGGAUCGAGAGAGGUCUGAAACUCAUGUCCAAGAUUCUGCAGAGCAUUGCCAACCAUGUGCUGUUCACCAAGGAGGAACACAUGAGGCCGUUUAAUGACUUUGUGAAAAGCAAUUUCGACGCAGCUAGAAAGUUUUUCUUGGACAUUGCGUCCGACUGCCCGGCCAGCGACUCGGUGAACCACAGCCUGUCCUUCAUCAGCGACGGCAACGUUCUGGCCCUGCACCGGCUGCUGUGGAACAACCAGGAGAAGAUCGGCCAGUACCUCUCCAGCAACAGGGACCAUAAGGCUGUGGGCAGGAGGCCCUUUGAUAAGAUGGCCACCCUGCUGGCCUACCUGGGGCCCCCAGAACACAAGCCGGUGGCGGACACGCACUGGUCAAGCAUGAACCUCACCAGCUCCAAGUUUGAGGAGUUCAUGACCAGGCAUCAGGUCCAUGAGAAAGAGGAGUUCAAAGCGCUCAAGACCCUUAACAUUUUCUACCAGGCCGGCACCUCUAAGAAUGGCAACCCUGUCUUCUAUUACAUAACCCGGAGGUUUAAGACGGGGCAGAUUAACGGCGACCUGCUCAUCUACCACGUGCUGCUGACGCUGAAGCCGUACUACGCCAAGCCCUACGAGAUCGUGGUGGACCUGACCCACGCCGGGCCCAGCAACCGCUUCAAGACGGACUUCCUGUCCAAGUGGUUCGUGGUGUUCCCGGGCUUCGCCUACGAGAACGUGGCCGCCAUCUACAUCUACAACUGCAACACCUGGGUGCGCGAGUACACCAAGUACCACGAGCGACUGCUGACCGGGCUGAAGGGCAGCAAGAAGCUCCUCUUCAUCGAUUCGCCGGCGCGCCUGGCCGAGCAUGUGGAGCCCGACCAGCAGAAGCUCCCCGCCGCCACGCUGGCUCUCGAGGAGGACCUCAAGGUCUUCCACAACGCCCUCAAACUGGCUCACAAGGACACCAAGGUCUCCAUCAAGGUGGGCUCCAAUGCAGUCCAGGUGACGUCGGCAGAGCGCACGCGUGUCCUGGGCCAGUCGGUCUUCCUGAACGACAUCUACUACGCCUCGGAGAUCGAGGAGAUCUGCCUGGUGGACGAGAACCAGUUCACACUGACCAUCGCCAACCAGGGCACGCCGCUCACCUUCAUGCACCAGGAGUGUGAGGCCAUCGUCCACUCCAUCAUCCACAUCCGCACGCGCUGGGAGCUCUCGCAGCCCGACUCCAUCCCGCAGCACACCAAGAUCCGGCCCAAGGACGUGCCGGGCACGCUGCUCAACAUCGCCCUGCUCAACCUGGGCAGCUCCGACCCCAGCCUCAGGUCUGCUGCGUAUAACCUGCUCUGUGCCCUGACCUGCACCUUUAACCUGAAGAUCGAGGGUCAGCUGCUGGAGACGUCCGGCCUAUGCAUCCCGGCCAACAACACGCUCUUCAUCGUGUCCAUCAGCAAGACCCUGGCGGCCAACGAGCCCCACCUCACCCUGGAGUUCCUGGAGGAGUGCAUCUCCGGCUUCAGCAAGUCCAGUAUUGAGCUGAAGCACCUGUGUCUGGAGUACAUGACCCCCUGGCUGCUGAAUCUGGUGCGCUUCUGCAAGCACAACGACGACGCCAAGCGCCAGCGCGUCACCGCCAUCCUGGACAAACUCAUCACCAUGACCAUCAACGAGAAGCAGAUGUACCCCUCCAUCCAGGCCAAGAUCUGGGGCAGUCUGGGACAGAUCACGGACCUGCUGGACGUGGUGCUGGACAGCUUCAUAAAGACCAGUGCCACCGGAGGCCUGGGCUCCAUCAAGGCCGAGGUGAUGGCCGAUACCGCCGUGGCUCUGGCCUCCGGCAACGUCAAGCUGGUGUCCAGCAAGGUAAUCAUCCGGAUGUGUAAGAUCAUCGACAAGACGUGCCUGUCUCCCACGGCGACGCUGGAGCAGCACCUGAUGUGGGACGACAUCGCCAUCCUGGCGCGCUACAUGCUGAUGCUGUCCUUCAACAACUCGCUGGACGUGGCGGCGCACCUGCCCUACCUGUUCCACGUGGUCACGCUGCUGGUGGCCACCGGCCCGCUCUCGCUCCGCGCCUCCACCCACGGCCUGGUCAUCAACAUCAUCCACUCGCUCUGCACCUGCGCCCAGCUCUGCUUCAGCGAGGAGACCAAGCAGGUGUUGCGUCUGAGCCUGACGGAGUUCUCGCUGCCCAAGUUCUACCUGCUCUUCGGCAUCAGUAAGGUCAAGUCGGCGGCGGUCAUCGCCUUCCGCUCCAGCUACCGCGACCGCUCCUUCUCCCCGGGCUCCUACGAGCGCGAGACCUUCGCCCUCUCCUCUCUGGAGACCGUCACAGAGGCCCUGCUGGAGAUCAUGGAGGCGUGUAUGAGAGACAUCCCUGGGUGUCGAUGGCUGGACCAGUGGACGGAACUUGCCCAAAAGUUUGCCUUCCAGUACAACCCGUCUCUGCAGCCCCGGGCGCUGGUUGUGUUUGGCUGCAUCAGCAAGCGGGUGUCCCACGGUCAGAUCAAACAGAUCCUGCGCAUCCUCAGCAAGGCCAGCCCGCUGCUCAGCAUCGACCGAGGCCUUGAGAGUUGUCUGAAGGGGCCAGACAGUUACAACAGCCAGACGUUGAUCGAGGCCACGGUCAUCGCCCUAACCAAGCUCCAGCCUCUGCUCAACAAGGACUCCCCCAUGCACAAGGCUCUGUUCUGGGUGGCGGUGGCGGUGCUGCAGCUGGAUGAGGUGAACCUGUACUCGGCCGGCACCGCUCUGAUGGAGCAGAACCUGCACACACUCGACAGCAUGCAUGUGUUCAACGACAAGAGUCCGGAGGAGGUGUUCAUGGAGAUCCGCAAGCCUCUGGAGUGGCACUGUAAACAGAUGGAUCACUUCGUGGGCCUCAACUUCACAACCAACUUCAACUUCGCCCUCGUAGGACACCUGCUCAAAGGCUACAGGCACCCGUCCCCCACCACGGUGGCGCGUACGGUCCGCAUCCUGUUCACGCUGCUGGGGCUGGUGGGGAAGCACAGGCAGUGCGACCGCUUCGAGGUCAACACCCAGAGCGUGGCCUACCUAGCAGCUCUCCUCACCGUCUCCGAGGAAGUGCGGAGCCGUUGCCGCCUCAAACACAGGAAGUCCCUGCUGCUCCCAGACAUCACCAUGGACACCAUUCCCAUGGACACCUACUCUUUGCAGCACGGUGACCCCAGCUGCAGGACGUUGCGGGAGAACCAGCCCUGGGCCUCGCCCAACGUGUCUGACCGGUACCUGACGGCCCACUACCCCACAGUGGGUCAGGUCAGCCCGCGCACCCGCAAGUCCAUGAGCCUGGACAUGGGCCAGCCCUCACAGGCCAACACCAAGAAGCUGCUGGGCACAAGGAAGAGCUUUGACCACCUGAUGCCCGACACCAAGGCGCCCAAGAGGGCAGAGAUGGAGGCGGGCAUCACCACGCCGCCCAAGAUGCGCCGAGUGGCAGAGAACGACUACGAGAUGGAGCCCCAGCGGAUGUCCCAGCACCACCAGCUGAGGAAGGUGUCCGUGUCAGAGUCCAACGUGCUGCUGGACGAGGAGGUCCUCACUGACCCCAAGAUCCAGGCUCUGCUUCUCACAGUGCUGGCCACUCAGGUGAAGAACACAACAGAUGAGUUUGACCAGAGGAUUCUGUAUGAGUUCCUAGCAGAAGCCAGUGUCGUCUUCCCAAAGGUCUUCCCGGUUGUGCACAACCUUCUGGACUCUAAGAUCAACACACUCCUGUCCAUGUGCCAAGACCCCAACCUGCUCAACCCGGUGCAUGGCAUCGUCCAGAGUGUGGUCUAUCACGAGGAGUCACCACCACAGUAUCAGCCUUCCUACCUGCAAAGUUUUGGUUUUAAUGGACUCUGGAGAUUUGCUGGGCCUUUCUCUAAGCAAACGCAGAUCCCGGACUACGCGGAGCUGAUCGUGAAGUUCCUGGAGGCGCUGGUGGACUCGUACCUGCCGGGCAUCGAGGAGGAGACGAGCGAGGAGACGCUGCGCACGCCCACCUCGCCCUACCCGCCCGCCGUGCAGAGCCAGCUCAGCAUCGCCGCCAACCUCAACCUGUCCAACUCCAUGACCUCGCUCGCCACCUCGCAGCACGCGCCAGCCUCUCUGCCUUGCUCUAAGUCCGCCGUAUUCCCACCACCCCUCGGCCGGCCAGGCAUCGACAAGGAGAACGUGGAGCUGUCUCCGACCUCGGGGCACGGCGGGAGCGGGAGCCGGGCGCGUCACGGAUCGGCCAGCCAGGUGCAGAAGCAGCGCAGCACGGGCAGCUUCAAGCGCUCCAGCAUCAAGAAGCUGGUGUGACCCCCUGCCCACCACGCCAAUGCUUCACCCGGGCACCGGUGCCCGUCGGAAUGCCAACCCUCUAUGCCACGACACACCAGUGGUCUAGCUGACCUAAACCGGCAGCCACCUGGUUUUGCCAGUGAUUGGGCUUGUUUUUUUCGUUUUUGAAAACCUCUCCAUCUUCUUGGUUAGACGUCCCGUUCUUAACGCCUGAAGAUCAACGUUUACGUGGGAGAGCAACCAGGAGCAGGAGUCUCAUGUUGUUUUUACUAAAAAGGGUCCAGUGUUCAGAUUGCUUUGGGAUGACUCGGAAGCUCCUCUUUAAAGGGCGUGUGUGUCGGUCGGUUGGUGCACACACACACACACACACACACACACACACACACACACACACACACACACACACACACACACACACACACUUACAAGUAUCUGACAUAAUCUGACACUAAAGGAGUGCACUGAAACGUUGAAACGGCUCAGAGGACACCAAGGAGACGGCCGCCAUUUCUUUACCUCUUCUGUUUGUUGACUGUGUUUCUGUUUCAGAACGCAAGUGUUCUUCCAUUUGCACAUCAGUGAUUUUUGUUUUAAUUCUAGUUCAUUUUUAAUGGGAUCAUCUUCUGUACAGACGGUUUAAGAAGGCAGACAAAGGACUCAUGGUGACCCUAGCCUUUUUCUGAUUGGAGGAGGGUUGUGUGGUGAAACCCUAGCCUUUUUCUGAUUGGAGGAGGGAGGGGUUGGUGAGCAAGGAUGCAACCUGGAGGUGUUUCAUCUGACUUUGGCCUAAUGUGUCACUGUGGUUCAAUGUGGAGAACCUGUCCUUACUCCAACACAGCACCACCACCAUCACCACCACCACCACCACCACCACCCCACAAGGACACAAGACAGAUGAGCCUUGUAAGGAUGCCAUCGCCUGUGUCCAGCCGUCUGUUUCAUAUCACAAGACCUGCGUUGGUGCUCACCUCACCUCACCUGUCCUCACCUCACCUGUCCUCACCUGACGGCCGUUCUUCCUCUUCCAUAAAGGAGCGAGGGUCCUCUGUGUAUUGGUCAGACUUUUCCGGCGCCAGUCUUGUGCUCCUGACCAAAGCCGACUCGGAGAGAGAGAGAGAGAGUCCAGUGCUGCCGGACCCUUUCAGUGAGUCCAUUGAAUGCUUCCAUUCUGCUGGACGUGAGCUGCACGUGGCACUGCUGCAUUGGCCAGAGCCGGCCCGGGGUGGACUCCCGCCGCAGCUCUUGGUGUGUGUGAGUGUGAGAACAGAGGACAGUACACACACACACACACACACACACACACACACACACACACACACACACACACACACACACACACACACACACACACGGUAGCCUUAGGAGGUCUUUUCCAGGACUCCACAGGCCUUCCUGUCAUAAGGCGAAAUAUGUGGAAGAGAACUCUCUCUCUCGUUGGCUCAUUCUCUCAUUUUAUUACCCACACACAGGGAGAGAGAGAGGCACACAGCUACACUGAAAUACACACACAAGGCAGAUUCCCCUCAUUGUAUUACACACACACACACACACACACACACACACACACACACACACACACACACGCACACACGCACACACGCACACACACAUGCGCGCACACACACACACACACACACACACCUACCUUAGGAUGUUUUUCAUUCAUUGUGUGCCUUCUCCAGGGGUUUCAGAUGUUGUUGUGAAAUGAAGAAAAGGAAACCUUCCCCAUGUGGUCCAUGAAGGGGACUCAGCAUCAAAUGUACAUAUAGCUACCAACUGUACAAAGAACCUAUGAUAGUCUCCUAUACAAUCAACAAUGACACCUUGCCUGCAUCAAGCUCAGUAUUUAUACCAAACAUAAACACAUUGAAUACCUCUUGAAGAAAAAUGAGUAAAAAUUAAACAUAAACCAGUACACUACAUUAUAACAAUUUAUUAUGUAUAUAGUCAUUACCUUUGGCUGAUUAAUGGAAGUCUUGGUGGGGGGGGG